AUUAUUAUAUAUUUUUGUUUAAGGGUAUCUAAUAUUCUAUUCAAAUGCGGCCCAGUGCUCUCUUAUGUCCUGGAUCCACCGCUGGUGGUAACUUGUAGUAAACAAUGAUGAAAGUCGUAAAUGACAAUUAGUAUACUUUUACUAUCAUGUAUUCAACCUUCUUACCAUAUUGGUAUGCUCAUACCAUCACGGUACGCUUUCUUACCAUAUAAAUGGUUCUUCAAUCAAAAAUGGUAGGGGACAUUAUUUAAUACCAUAUGGUAAUGACUGGUAAAAAAUGAUUCAAUUUUUUGUACUAAAAAUUUAUCAAAGUGGAUAUCAUUUUAAAUAGCACAUCUGAUUUAUCUGUGCAAAAAAAAAAUCGACUUAAAAUGAUAGAGAAAUCAUUCAUUAAAAAUUAAAGGUGAAAAGAUAAAAUACUUUUCAGGAGAAAUAGGAAUGCUGAUGUGUACGGAUUACUUAUGGUUACUCACCAUAAUAUUACUGACUUGAUCCGCUACCGACUUAUUACAAAGACUUUACCGAAGAUGAGAAUUUUUUUUUUGUAAUUAAAGAAAAGAAAUGUGGCCCGCUACUAUAUCACAAUUCUAGUCUUUCGAUUUUGAGCUAUGGUACCAACAGUCUCGUCCGUGCAAAAAAAAAAAAAAAAAUUCAUCAUAUAAACAGCGUAAACAUAAUGUAAAUUCUCUACAAGUUGAACAAUCUUGUGGUGGAACAGAUUCACCGUGCAAAAACAAAAUAAAGCAGCAGCAUGCAUUGCAGACUACUUGGCAUCAGUGGAACGGAAGCACUGCCUGUCAGUGUGGCAAUGUAAUGUGCGCGGCGGGUGGAAUGGAACAAAGCAAACAAAUGGCACUCUCUCCUUGCAUGCAACACAUCACAGCUGGUCGGUAGGAUCUGCUUCUUCAUUAUACAAUUCUAAUCAAUAAUAAUAAUAAAUAAUAACCAAAAAGGCCAAGGUUAGCUAACUACUAACCACGGUCAAGAACAAGAUUAAUAACUCCAACCAUGGACCGAGUCCCCCCACCAAAAAAAAAAAAAAAUCUAUCUCCAAAACCCAGACCCCAAGAAGGUUAACAAGUUAUUAAACAACAAAAUCAUAUAUUAGAGAGAAGAGAAAAAAAUAAUUAGGGAAAAGGAAAGAAAUGAUAGAGAAAGGGAGACUGUUCCACCUUUGAAAAUGAGAGCAUUUGAGGAGCAGAACUGUGGCCAUCCGCCAUAGCCAUAGAUUUUAUUAAAUUCCAUGUGGCGAAAUCAGUCCAAUCCAAACAACACCCCCCAAAUCCAUUAAAAGGGGGCACUCACCCACUCUCUUUCUUCAUCUUCCUCCACCAAAAAAAAAAAAAUUUAUUAUAAUUGGGAAGGAAUCAUCCUUUCUUUCUUUCUAUCUUCAUCUUCUUCUUUCCAUUUCCUGCCAAACCAACACAAUUUCUCUACUACAAGAGAGCUCUCCCAUUUAGCAGUUUUCCCCUCCCUCCCUCUCUCGAACAACUCAACAACACACAUUCUUCAUCAUCUCCCAUUUCCUCACUCAGACGCUUUUCCUUUCCUUUGACGGAAAGUUGAUCCCUCUACAACACCAUCACUGCAAACCCCCGAUCAUUGUUUAAUCCUUAGAGGGGGGAAACAGUCUCUGUUCUGGAAUCAGUCAUACGAAGAAAGAUUCCUCCUUUGUCCUUCUCUCUCUGUCUGUAGGAGAUGCAUUGAAUUGAGUCCUAGUUUGGUUUUCCCUGCUCUGUUUCGUAGCUUGUAGUUGUCAUUACCGCGUUUUUUGGGGGGUGGGUUUGUGUUGAUUUAGCUUCAAGGGAUGAUUGAGGUUUUCUUUCCCUUCCUCGCUUUGUCUAGUUGUCUUCAAGACUGAUCAAAGCAGCAGAGCCAGAGAGCAGUCAAAUUAGCUUGGAGUUUUCUUUAAGUCCGGAGAAAGCGAAACAGGGUUCCCAUUACAAAUACAAUCUUCUUCGGCGAGGAGGUUCGAUCGGAAUACCCAAAUCGGAAAAUUCUGUUGCCUUUCUUAUCCGGAACGGAAAGUUAGAAACAGAAACAGGGGAGUUUCGCUUUUCUUUUCCUUUUCUUGUCUGGAAAACUUUCCUUUCCUUUUCUCCUCUUCUCUCUCCUUUGGUCUUCGCAAAUUUAUCUCGAAAAGAAAAGGAAAAAAAAAGAUAAACGUUAGAAAUUUGAGAGUUUUUUUUUUUUGUUAUAUGUUUCGUUUCAUCUUCGUCCCCGUUUCCUAAUCUGGUCUGUCAGUCUUCUCCCUCUCAAAUCUGGGGAAUCCCUAAAAAUUCUCUCGAGAGACCUUCCCAUUUCACGGCCCCUUCUUUCUCUCUUCCCCUGUUUUACCUCUGUUUUCCCUCUUCAACGAGUCCCUCUGUUUUCUUUAGGCUUGGGGGAGAAAUUGAAAUUUUUUUUUUCUUUCUCUCCUCCUCUGUCUCUCUCUUUCUGGCCCUUCCACAUCUCUCUCUUUUUUUAUUUUUGCCCUUUAAUUUUUUUUAAAAACAAUGAUUUCGGACAAAGGGUCAACACAAUCGAACCUCGAUUGCUUCCUCCAUUUCACUACCCCUGUAGUUGAAUCUCAUUCCCUGCCAAAGUCGGAGAUGAGGAACUUGAAUCGGCUAUGGCAUCCAUGGGAGAGGGAAACGGUGGAGUACUUCACCCUCGGCGAUCUCUGGAACUGCUACGACGAAUGGAGCGCUUACGGCGCUGGAGUGCCCAUUUCCUUGAACAAUGGCGAAACUUUAGUUCAGUACUACGUCCCUUACCUCUCCGCGAUCCAAAUCUUCACCAGCAAUUCCUCCUCCGUCAACGGUCUCAGUCGAUACAGGGAAGAAACAGAGUCGGGCGAUGGAGAAACGAGUAGCGAUUCUUGUAGCGACGAGAGCUGUAGAUGGGGUGACGGGUGUUCAUCCGAUGAAGGUGGCUCCGAACAGGAAACCCUUUGGCAUCUAAACGACAGAUUGGGGUAUCUCUAUUUCCAGUACUUCGAGCGAUCCACGCCUUAUGGAAGAGUCCCUUUGAUGGAUAAGAUUAAUGGAUUCGCUCGAAGAUACCCAGGAUUGAUGUCUUUGAGAAGUGUGGAUCUCUCCCCUGCUAGUUGGAUGGCUGUGGCGUGGUACCCAAUCUACCACAUACCAAUGGGAAGAACAAUCAAGGAUUUGUCGACAUGCUUCCUUACUUACCACACCCUUUCCUCCUCUUUCCAAGAUAUGGAUUUGGAAGACGAUAUAGAGAAGCCGGAGAGGAAGAGGAAAGAAGGGGAGAACAUCUCGUUGCCAUCGUUCGGGAUGGCGACUUACAAGAUGCAAGGCAACGUUUGGGUAUCGGGGAAUUGCGGCCGAGACCAGGAGAGGUUGGUUUCGCUAUGGAGCGUCGCAGAUUCGUGGCUCAAGCAGCUCAGGGUCCAGCACCAUGACUUCAAUUACUUCACUGGGAUCAGGCGUGGUUGAUUCUACCAAACGUGAGCAAAGGGCACCACAAAAAAAACCCAAAAAAAGAAAGAAAAAAACCCCACCAAGUCUAACCACCGCCCUCAUUCUCAUUUGCCUUGACCUUUUCUCCUUUGCUCCUGAAAGUUACCUUUCCCCCAAGGAAAAAAAAUAGCAAACACAAAAACCAGGAAGAUGGACAAAAAAAGGAAUGAGAAUAAGCCCAGAACCCUACAAUUGAGUGGAAUCUUAUCGUAGAGGAACAGGUUGGUUUUGUUUUGUUUUGUUUUGUUUGCUUGGGGGGUUUGUCCAGUCCAGACUCCAGAGGCCAUUUCCGUAGCGAUUCAGAGCUUUUUUCCCUCGUUCUUUUGUUCAAUGCUUUUGGGUUCAGAGGGGUACAUUAGACAUGUGAGCUGUGGCAGGUUGAUGAUGUUGCCUUCUCAAUCUCAUGAUCGACUUUCUUUGUUUAAUUUUCUUUGUUUCGGUUUGUAGUUGGGUUUCGGUUUAGGGAGAAACAGAGUGUGUCGAGUACAGGGGACGAGGGGCAUCUAUGCUCUGUUUUUUUUUUCUUUUUUAUUAACUUUGAUGAAAUCGUUGUUGACUUGUAGAGUUUGAUAAUGGGGAAAAAUGGAAAGAGGGGAUAGAAGAAGAGAAGAGACAGGAGUUGUUUAUUCCUGAGAAAUGACAAUAGCUUCUCGAUUUCUCGUCCAUUUCUCCUUUUUGCUUCCUGCUUUCAAUUUCUUCACAAGUGUGGAUUGGGACUGGAGAUAUGAUUUUUCUUUCUUUCUCAUGGAAAAAGGGGAGCGUGAUUGGCUGCUAUGCUACUAAAUGUUUAUGCUCCUAACCAAUGCAGUUGGAGUGGUGGAAUUGUUGGAUCUCUACAUCGAACGGGAAAUUAGAAAAAGACCCAAAUGGUUAAACAACAGAAAGAAGAAGAAGAAGAAGAAGAAGAAAAAAAGGUAUUGGAAACUGAAGUUGGCAUGAACCCAUAAUGAUCGAUCGUUGAAGUUUUGAACUGAACAAAUACGAGUAGUCAAUGCGAUACGGUUUUCACCCACUAGAAAGUGGCUAGAGUUAAAUCUUCUUAAUAGAAAAUGUCAAAUGGU
Molecule: messenger RNA, 4525 nt
Organism: Linum trigynum
Lineage: Eukaryota; Viridiplantae; Streptophyta; Magnoliopsida; Malpighiales; Linaceae
Source: the annotation of a GenBank genome assembly